UUUACAUAAAUGAAUAUUAGUGAAGCGUGGGUUGUGUAGUAAUUGAGAUUUGAGAGAAAUAGUAGAAAGAAGGAAGAAAGAAGAAAAAGAAAAAGAAAACCCUCCGAAAAUCUCAAACCCUGUUUGUUUGUUUGGUGCGACGAUGGAUUUCCAAGUCGUCGUUCUCGGCGGUGGCGUCUCCAAGAACCUCCUCCCUCUCGUCUCUCAGGAGCUUCCAAAAGCGUUACUUCCGGUAGCGAAUCGUCCAGUUCUCUCUUACGUUCUUGAGUUACUGGAGCUCAGCAACCUCAAAGAUCUCAUUGUGGUAGUUGAAGGCGAAGACGCCGCUCUUCAUGUUGGAGGUUGGAUUUCUGGAGCUUAUGCUGAUCGCCUCCACGUCGAGGUUGCUGCGGUUCCUGAGGAUGUGGGAACAGCCGGUGCGAUUCGGGCCAUUGCACGCCACCUAACUGCUAAAGACAUUUUGGUUAUUAGUGGUGAUGUUGUUUCUGAUGUGCCGCUUGGUGCUGUUGCAGCUGCUCAUAGACGGCAUGACGCGGUUGUCACUGCGAUGCUUUGCCCUGCACCUGUUAGUGGACCUUCGGAGUCGGUCUCGUCUGGCGGGAAGGAUAAAACCAAGAAGCCUGGACGCUAUGAUUUAAUAGGGCUGGACCCAACUAAACAGUUUUUACUUCACAUAGCAACUGGAGCUGAAGUUGAAAAAGAUCUUCGAGUUCAGAAGAGCAUUCUCCGUGCAGCCGGACAGAUAGAAAUAAGAGCUGAUCUAAUGGAUGCCCACUUGUAUGCAUUUAAAAGAUCAGUUUUACAAGAAGUUCUAGAUGAGAAGGUUGCAUUUCAUAGCUUGAAGCAUGACGUAUUGCCAUAUCUUGUCCGGAGCCAACUGAAAUCAGAAGUAUUAUUAAAUGGUAGUCCGCAAGCAGAAGAAAAUGGAAAUGAGAAGGUUAUUUCUCAAAGCAAUCAGCAAAUGCUAUCUCAAAUACUUGCUAAUGCAUCUGAACUGACUUUUCAUCAACGACAUGCUCUGGGUCCUAAUGGUUAUGGUCCUACUUCUGCUCGAAAAACCCAUAAAUGCUGUGUUUAUAUUGCUGGAAGUGGCAAGUACUGUGCUCGUCUAAAUUCUAUACAAGCAUACAGCGACAUAAACAGAGAUUUAAUAGGAGAAUCCAAUCAUUUGUCAGGGUAUUCCUUCUCCGCUCAUAAUAACUUUAUCGAUCCUACUGCGGAGCUGGGGGCAAAAACCACUAUUGGACCACAUUGUAUGCUGGGGGAAGGUUCACAGAUGGGUGACAAAUGCAGUGUAAAACGGUCUGUCAUUGGCCGUCACUGCAGGAUAGGUGCGAAUGUUAAGAUUGUUAAUUCAGUAGUGAUGAAUCAUGUUACUAUUGGAGACUCUUGUUCAAUUCAAGGUUCUGUUAUCUGCAGCAACGUACAGCUCCAAGAACGUGCUGUGCUAAAAGAUUGUCAAGUUGGAGCAGGUUUCGUGGUCACUGCUGGUAGUGAUUACAAAGGGGAGGUGUUGGCUAAGAAAUGAAACAGAUGUGAAAAUCCAGGGUGGGGAAAUACAUAGCAAAUUGACUUUAAGCAGAGGUUCCAGCAAAUUUUGAGACUUUUGCUGGCAAUGCUUACAAUCUGGUGAUCUUGGCAGGAGGAGCGAGGAAAUUCUAAUACUUCCAAUUUGUAUUUCUAUCUUUGCAUUUUCAUUUUCUUACUACGCAGUUUGAAAAUGCCUUCACUUGGUGUUGAGGUUUUAUUUGUAUAAAUGACCACCCAUUGUUUCCUCUUAACGAUAGUUUUCUGCCUUCAAAAUCCAUGUUACAAUAGAUUUGAUGGUUGGUGUCUAAUUGCUGUAGUAAAGUGGUAUGAUCCUGAGCCAUCAGUUUUGUAUUGAUCAAAUAUAUAGUACUAUUGAGAAUGGUGAUAAUGUUGAGGAUGACUUUGUA
Messenger RNA from Lotus japonicus, 1937 nucleotides. RefSeq lists its product as uncharacterized. NCBI's taxonomy places the organism in Eukaryota, Viridiplantae, Streptophyta, Magnoliopsida, Fabales, Fabaceae. Gene Ontology annotation, molecular function: guanyl-nucleotide exchange factor activity; translation initiation factor activity. The record is from RefSeq and is a predicted model, not a curated record. Gene Ontology annotation, cellular component: eukaryotic translation initiation factor 2B complex; guanyl-nucleotide exchange factor complex. Gene Ontology annotation, biological process: cytoplasmic translational initiation; biosynthetic process. The transcript is spliced from 13 exons. Bases 143 to 1528 code for a protein of 461 amino acids.